Molecule: messenger RNA, 749 nt
Organism: Dipodomys ordii (Ord's kangaroo rat)
Lineage: Eukaryota; Metazoa; Chordata; Mammalia; Rodentia; Heteromyidae
Product: lymphocyte antigen 6A-2/6E-1-like
Exons: 4
Coding region: 100-492 (130 amino acids)
Biological process (GO): acetylcholine receptor signaling pathway
Cellular component (GO): plasma membrane
Molecular function (GO): acetylcholine receptor inhibitor activity; acetylcholine receptor binding
Source: RefSeq, a predicted model, not a curated record
CUCUAGGCCCAGCUCCUGCGCUCCUCUGCUCCAUCCUCACUUGCCACUGCUGGCCAGCCAGAGGACCUGAGGACAGCCUAGGUGAGCAGUUCCCCCGCCAUGGCACCCUUUGUGAUCAUCCUGCUGGCUGCCCUACUGUGUGCAGAGAGAGCUCAGAGUCUGCAGUGUUACCAGUGUGUGGGUGCCACCCAGGACAGCACGUGCAAGCAGUCCACCUGCCCCUUCCCCAAGGGGGUCUGUGUCACCCAGGAAGUGGGGAUGGCUAUGGGGUCUAGGAAAAUGAAGAACAAGUUCUGCCUCCCUACUUGUCCGAAAGGGAAGAACAUGUCCAUCAAGAAUAUACCACUCAUAGGCAAAAUGAUCCACUCAAAGACAUCUUGUUGCAGCGAGGAUCUGUGCAACUUGGGGGUUCCAGUGCAGGUCAGCACCUGGAUGCUGGCAGGGGGGCUCCUGCUGGGCCUGGGGGUGGUGCUCCUCGGCUUCCAGCUGUGAUGACCCUUCCUCCUCUCCCUCAUAGCCCUCUUCUUUCCCAGUGGGUUGCCCGCUUUACAAGGAAUUCUGCAGUGAUGUGCAGCCCCAAGGCUGAGUGUUAAGUAUCAAUUAGCCUUGAGGGAUGGGGUGAAGCAAAGGAGACCCAAGAUGGAGCCGUCACAAGGUCUCUGAGAGAGUACACUGCAGGGAGAUGUCUUCAGAGCCUGUCAGGCGGGGAAUGGCACAAGAUGAGUUAUGUUUAUUUUUCUAUUUGUGCC